AUGGAGACAAAUCCUCAAGAUCGUUUAGCAAACCUGUUCGCUGGUAGGCCUCUCCCAGUAACAGGCAAGUCUGGCGCACCUCACUUCUCUGAGCAAGAACUUCAAGAGAAGCGAGAGAAAGAUCAACCAAAACCAAAAUGGCAACUGCCACUGGCUGCAGAGUUUCCUCGUCAGAUUCCCAAGGCCAGGGGUCCAAAGCCUCAACCCACUAGGGAACUCCUUACCAGCUCUGAUGAUGAUGACGACUAUGUCUCUUCCUUCUCGCAGAAGCCGUCAAUGAAGACCACAGCCGAACAAUUUUCCAAGUCAAAGAGUCGCGGGUCUGAUGCUUCUGGUGGUCAUCAGAGCAAUCCUCCAGCCAACAUCAACCCAGAGUACAUCCACCAAGGAAAGAGCACCACCAAACGCUCAAAAUAUGCCCAAAACAGUGUGAGAAACACGAAUGAUCAUCCAUCAGAUCCCGCAGCAUUCCCAAUCACCGGCAACUUCUGUCAAUUUGGUCUCGCAGCCAAAUUUCCUUAUAAGUAUAUGAAUGAUGUUCACGACAGAGUAUCACGUCAUUUUUUCGCCAGCAACAAAUUCUUCAGCCGGACUUGGGACUUGUAUUACCUCACUCCUUCUUAUUCUCUAGGCGGCAAACCUCUGGUCAUGGUUCCGCAUGCUCAAUUUCAAGCACUCAUCAAGGAGAUCGGCUAUAAACUCAAAAUUGACGUUUCUGUUCCAGACUUUCCUUUCACUCUCACAUUCCGAGAUGAUGGCACACCACAACCAAAGCUAUUGGGGACUUCGCAUUCGCGCGAGGAGGCUGGAGAACUCCAAAAUUCUAUUCCUUCAGCAUCAGUCAACCAUGGAGAAUGUCCUCCAGGUGCGUCAGAUGCCUUGGCCAAGCGCUACAUAGAGUUCAAAACCAUGUGCCAGGAGGCAAUGAUCGCAAGCAAAAAGAAAGGUACAGCCAUCAAGAAGAGAAGAGAAGAAGACCGACUUUUGGAUGUGGGAGAUUUGCACAAGCAGCUUCGACGUUGUCAAAGAUAUCUUGGUCUCCGACCCACAACUGGUCGCGUCCGUGAUCCAGACUCCGCCAUGUCAUGGGAUGAACAGGAAGACUUUCGCGUUCAGCAGUUGAAGGAAGCUAGAAUCAUCCUCAAUCCGCUCAAUGUCAGCACCCCUGCAGAAUACCCUUUCCACAACGAACCAGUGCUUAUCUCCUUCGAUGUCGAGGCAUACGAGAGAGCACACAAUCUCAUUACUGAAAUCGGCGUUAGCACUCUAGAUACCUUGGAUCUUGUCGGCAUCCCACCUGGCAUAGGCGGUAUCAAUUGGCUCGAUCAAAUUCGAUCGCGACAUUUCAGAAUCAUCGGACGAGAGCACUUGAGAAACAAAGACUUUUGUCCUGGCGAUCCAGAUGCCUUCCAAUUUGGAAAAUCUGAGUUCAUUGAUCUGAGUGAAGCUGCAGAAAAGGUUGAUGGAUGUUUUAAGUGGCCAUUCUCAGUUCAGUUCAAGCAUGCCAGUCUCGUGGAUCCCUGGACGCUGCCCCCAAAGGGUGGUAACGAUGUCAUGGUGGCAAGUGAUUCUCAGUUUGGAGGUGUUGGCACGGCUCCGACCAACAAGGAGCAAGACAAAGCCAACAGAGCCGCCGUUGACAGCGUUUUGAAUGGACAAGGAGACACCACUGCCAUCCAGCAAGCCAUCGACAUGAAGCAGGCAUCCCAGACCGAUCCAGAAGUCAUGCAGCGCGGCCCAAAAGAGCGAAAGCUCCUCAUCGUCGGUCAUGCAGUUGGUGGCGAUUUAAAUUUCUUGAAGGAGAUCGGCAGCAAAAUCUUCAGCUCAUCAAGAAAGACUUAUCCAGUUGCAGCAAUGGACAUGAUGGGAACAGGUGAAGGCGAGUCAAAAGUAAUGGCUUCCAUUCUCGAAGCACUUGAUACGGGCUCAUUGUACCGUAUUGUUAAGCAAGAGUCACAGCCACGGAAUCUGGCCUCGAUCCUGAGUGAUCUUGGCCGGCCAUGUUUGUUCAUGCAUAAUGGCGGCAAUGAUGCCAGAUACACCUUGGAAGCACUGGUUAGCAUGACUUUGAAAGCGAGACGAAACGAUGACGAAACCCAAUCUCAGCAGCAAGCUGCGACGAAGACGGACCCUGCAAACGAUGGAUGGAACGUCGGACCUAUCUCAAGUGCUCCGGGCGAAGAAGAAAAGUGGAGUGCAGGCCAAGAUGGCUCUGCAACCAACCUACCACUGACUAGCAAGCCCAAGAAGGAAGAACUAGAUGACUUUGAAGCCGCAAUAUUAGCAUCCUCAGGCUCUGAAGCAUCCCCACCUCGCCCGAAGGACAACACAAUCGGCACGCUAUUGGAGAAGAUGAAGUUCGACGAUGGAGGUGAGCCUAAAAGUCUGUUUGGAAAAAGACCUCACAAGAAGUGGUAG
Messenger RNA from Exophiala bonariae, 2418 nucleotides. RefSeq lists its product as uncharacterized. The record is from RefSeq and is a predicted model, not a curated record. The transcript has 2 exons. Gene Ontology annotation, cellular component: nucleus. NCBI's taxonomy places the organism in Eukaryota, Fungi, Ascomycota, Eurotiomycetes, Chaetothyriales, Herpotrichiellaceae. The coding region runs from base 1 to 2418 and encodes 805 amino acids.